This is a messenger RNA of Cylindrotheca closterium, 1389 nucleotides long. Lineage: Eukaryota; Bacillariophyta; Bacillariophyceae; Bacillariales; Bacillariaceae. The record is from the annotation of a GenBank genome assembly.
AUGGCAGAUCAAAUUGAAAUUGCAGACAAUUAUGGUGGUGGUGAAAACAACUUUGACAACACCUUUGGUGACAACAAAGCAAUUCCAAGAUUACGCAUGAACGAAUUGAAUGAAAACAGUACUCGCUACGAUCAAAUGGCAGCGGCACCACCGGACGAAACGCUGGUGUAUUAUUGGUACACUUGGGCAGUCAUUACAGUUUCUGUGGGUCUCUUUAGUUUUCUGUUGUUUGCGAGCAUUCUAACCAACAAAAAAGUGAGACGAAAACCCUUCAACUUAUAUUUGUUGUACUUGCUGGUACCGGACUUUACCUUCUCCCUACUGUGUGGGAUCACCUGUUUCAUGAAUGCCUUUAAGGGCUCGUAUUACAGCAAGGCCAUGUGCAACAUGCAACAAUGGUACACGGUCUUUGGAAUUGGUGGCUCGGCCUGGAUCAAUGCCAUUAUUGCCUAUCAGGUUCAUGCCAUGCUCAAGGACUCGAAUGUCCGAAGAAGGUAUCGGGUACCGACCAGCAAUGCUGUGAGCUUGCAAUGUUUGGCCGCGUUUGCCUGGGUCAUUUUCUUGGGCAGUUGGGGAGUCUAUGAAGAGGCACGCUUUCCCUUUCAUUCGGGGCUCAUUUCCGGACUAGCCUGUCUGCCCACGGAAGUGGACGAAGAGUCCUCGUAUUACUUUUGGCUGUUAUUUGUGCCACUCUUUGUGGGAAUCCCGACGUUUUACGGAUUGCACGUAUCGUUUGACAUUCAGCGACGGAAACUCUUGCCGCCCACUGGUAAACGACGCUUGCUGUCUAUUUACUUUGGACGUUUGCUGCUAGUGUUUUGCAUCUUUUGGAUCCCCUCGGUGAUUUUGAUUUUUGUCCUUCCCUCCUUUACUCCGUCAUGGUCCGGGUUUGCGGGAGGCACUUGGAGCCAUUUGCAGACUCUCAUGAGUGCGGUGGUGAUUUCAAGGAAACCGGACAUUUACAAGGCCUUUAUGGACUUUUUGUGCUGCCGACCAUUCGUGGCCAAAGUUCGAGGAAGGGAACUUGGAAGCGAAUCUCAAAAGGAAGAUGCCCGGGCCAGUACGGUUCGCUGGGAAAAAAGUUUUGUAUUGCGGAGUGGGGUAAGCAGUCGUCGAUCUUACACGGACGAUUCUCAAAGUGUUGGUGUUGGUGGUACUGCACCUGCUGAUGGUCCUUUGACAGGGGGGGACAGUUCUUCCAUCCUGGACAUUAGCGGGAAUCUGAUGGAGAGAAAAAAUCUUUCCUCGGAAGCGGAGGGUGCAUUGGAAGCUACCACGGAAUUGAGCAACGAUCUUAAAAAGUCGAUCGAGUCGAAUGAUCAAUUGGAAAUUAGUGACGAGAGCGACGAUGAGGUCAAGGACGACGGUAUCGAGGAUGCAAUGGUUUGA